Molecule: messenger RNA, 1518 nt
Organism: Mangifera indica (mango)
Lineage: Eukaryota; Viridiplantae; Streptophyta; Magnoliopsida; Sapindales; Anacardiaceae
Product: serine/threonine-protein kinase AFC3
Exons: 12
Coding region: 192-1376 (394 amino acids)
Biological process (GO): protein phosphorylation
Cellular component (GO): nucleus
Molecular function (GO): protein kinase activity; ATP binding
Source: RefSeq, a predicted model, not a curated record
AUCGUGAAUCCCCAAACACCCCAUCAUCAAAUUCGCGCAAAAAUAUUUUGUUAUAAGGAAACCCUAGUCUUAAAGCUUUACACGAAUCAUUCGUUUGUAUCUCAAACAUCUGCUUCUGACAAUAAAAUUUUGUUGAGAGUUUUUUGUUGCAGAUAUAUUGGUGUUAAGUUACAUAUGAAAUAGUAGAGAAGAUGGAGACGGAGCAAAUAAGGAAACGACCUCGCCUGACGUGGGACGUGGCGCCAUCAGAACCAGAGGCGCAACGGGCUCUUGUGGUGGCCCACGAUGGUGCAGCCAGGCCCCGGCAUGUUUCGCCACCUCGAAGGGACGAUGAUCGUGAGGGCCAUUAUGUCUUCAAUCUCGGCGAAAAUCUCACUCCUAGAUAUAAAAUACUAAGCAAGAUGGGUGAAGGCACAUUUGGCCGAGUUUUGGAAUGUUGGGAUCGUCAAACGCGAGAGUAUGUAGCAAUCAAGGUUGUUAGAAGCAUACGCAAAUACCGUGAUGCAGCAAUGAUUGAAAUUGAUGUUCUUAAUCAUCUUGCCAGUAAUGAUAAAGGAAGCUCAGGUUGUGUGCAGAUACGAAAUUGGUUUGAUUACCGCAAUCAUAUUUGUAUAGUAUUUGAGAAGCUUGGACCAAGUUUAUUUGAUUUUCUAAAGAGAAAUAAAUACUGCCCAUUUCCUGUGGAUCUUGUUCGGGAAUUUGGACGUCAGCUUUUGGAAUCUGUAGCAUAUAUGCAUGAUUUACACUUAAUCCACACUGACCUGAAGCCAGAAAAUAUUCUUCUUGUUUCUUCUGAAUAUAUAAAGCUCCAUGGCUACAAGAGGAGUUCUUCAGAUGAAAUGUCUUUUAGGUGCAUGCCAAAGUCAAGUGCGAUUAAGCUGAUUGAUUUUGGUAGCACUGCUUUUGAUAAUCAGAAUCAUAGCUCCAUUGUGUCCACAAGGCAUUACAGAGCCCCUGAGGUUAUUCUAGGGCUUGGUUGGUCUUAUCCAUGUGAUAUGUGGAGUGUUGGUUGUAUACUAAUUGAGCUAUGCACGGGUGAAGCAUUAUUUCAAACACAUGAGAACUUGGAACAUUUGGCAAUGAUGGAAAGGGUAUUGGGACCUAUUCCAGAGCAUAUGAUUCGAAGGGCCAGUAGGGGAUCGGAAAAGUAUUUCAGGAGAGGAUCUAGACUGAAUUGGCCUGAAGGAGCAGUUUCAAGGGAGAGUAUUAGAGCUGUGAGAAAGCUUGAUAAUCUUAAGAAUAUGGUGUCACUACACGUAGAUAGCUCAAGGUCGACCUUCAUUGACUUGUUGCAUGGCUUGUUGAAAUUCGACCCAUUGGAACGGCUCACUGCUCGACAAGCACUCAACCAUCCCUUUUUUAGUGAUCCUAGUUAACAGAUGCAGCACCUGAAAGUGUUUUUAUGGUUGUUUUUGAAAUGGAAAGACUCAAGGCCAUCAUGAGUUCAGAGUUUCUCAUGUAUAAUGUAAUCUUUAUAAACGUCAGUUUAAUGAAAAUAUCUGCGAAAAUCUCUCCUCA